AUCCAGACCUCGCCAAAGUCUUGAAAUCGCAUCGAUCUGAACUCAUUUCAGUAAAAGGUUAUAGAGAUAAGCUACUUUUAGACCGGAAUUCACGACUUGACGCCUCUACGAAAACAAAACAAAACAAAAGGAACGAGACACGAUGGCAGGACCUAGCAUUAACCCAGGGGGAUCGGAAAGCAACUUUACGGACAAGGGGAAGCCCAUGGAGGUCCGAUUGUCCAACAUGAACGCUGCCAAGGCCGUUGCCGAUGCAGUACGGACGUCUUUGGGACCCAAGGGAAUGGACAAGAUGAUCCAAACCGGAAACGGAGAGGUGGUCAUCACAAACGACGGAGCUACCAUCUUGAAGCACAUGGCUGUAUUGCACCCUGCUGCCCGAAUGCUUGUCGAGCUGUCGGCUGCACAGGACAUCGAGGCGGGAGACGGUACCACCUCGGUUGUAGUUCUCGCUGGCAGUUUAUUGGCUGCUGCCGAAAAGGUCUUGUCGCAGGGCAUCCACCCUACCAUCAUCGCUCAGUCCUUCCAAAAGGCCGCUGCCAAAGCUGUCGAAUACCUCACUGAAAUGUCCACCCCGGUCAACUUGGACGACAAGGAGAACUUGCUCCGAGCAGCGAGCACGAGUUUGAAUUCGAAGAUUGUCUCUCAAUACUCUUCAGUCCUCGCUCCCAUCGCCGUACAAGCCGUAUCUCGGCUCGUCACACCCGAGGCGUCGAACGUCGACUUGCGUGAUAUCAGGAUCGUGAAAAAGGUUGGAGGCACCAUCGAUGACACUGAACUGAUCGACGGACUGGCGUUGAACCAGACCGUCGUUAGCAGUGCCGGUGGUCCCAACCGGAUCGAAAAAGCCAAGAUCGGGUUGAUUCAGUUCCAGUUGAGCUCUCCCAAGCCGGACAUGGACAACCAAAUCGUCGUAAACGACUACCGACAGAUGGACAAGAUCUUGAAGGAAGAACGUCAAUACCUCUUGACCCUGUGCAAGAAGAUCAAGAAGACUGGCUGCAACGUCUUGUUGAUCCAGAAAUCCAUCCUCCGAGACGCUGUCAACGAGCUCUCCCUGCACUUCCUCGCCAAACUCAAGAUCAUGGUCAUCAAGGACGUCGAGCGGGACGAGAUCGAAUUCAUCUCCAAGUCGACCGGAUGCAAACCUAUCGCCGAUAUCGAUGGAUUCACCGAGGACAAGUUGGGUUACGCCGACCUGGUCGAAGAGGCUCAGACCAAGAACGAUGGUGCAAAGGUGGUCAAGGUGACCGGAGUCAAGAAUCCAGGGAAGACGAUCAGUAUCAUCUGUACCGGUGCCAACGGAUUGGUGCUUGAGGAGAGCGAGAGGAGUUUGCACGACGCUCUAUGUGUCGUAAGGUGUUUGGUCAAGAAGAGAGCCUUGAUCGCCGGAGGCGGGGCUCCCGAGAUUCAUGUUUCGCGCUUGCUCACCCAAUACGGCCAGACGCUGCGAGGCAAAGAGGCGUAUUGUUUCCAAGCGUUUGCUGAAGCGCUCGAAGUCAUCCCGACUACGCUCGCCGAGAACGCCGGUUUGAACCCGAUCGCUAUCGUUACCGAGUUGCGAAACAGGCAUGCUCUGGGCGAGAAGAACGCUGGAAUCAACGUUAGGAAGGGCUUGAUCUCGAACAUUCUCGAGGAAAACGUCUUGCAGCCCUUGUUGGUCUCAACGAGCGCUAUCGAGCUAGCGACCGAGACGGUAGCACUCAUCCUUCGUAUUGACGAUAUCCAGUUCACAAGAUAGAAAGGCAGACCAGGAGUGCAGGCCGACGAGGUGGAUUAUCAACGUUUGGAGGUUUCACAUGAUUGACGACGACGAUGUAAAUAUCCGCUAGAGAUGGACGAUCUUGCCAUGUUAGUCCGAUGUUAGCGAAGCUUGUCGGGAUCGUAAGGAGAGAGGGAGGGGCAUGAACGGCUCGUCGCCGAGGCGAUGCCGUAAAGGGUGCGGUUCGAGGAAACGCAUCCGAUGUGUGAUGAUCAUUCCAUCCAGCGUCCAGCGAGAGAGCACUUUGGCCCUGCAGUACCUCUCCUCGGUCGUCGUCAC
Molecule: messenger RNA, 2041 nt
Organism: Filobasidium floriforme
Lineage: Eukaryota; Fungi; Basidiomycota; Tremellomycetes; Filobasidiales; Filobasidiaceae
Product: chaperonin Cpn60/TCP-1 family
Exons: 10
Coding region: 143-1741 (532 amino acids)
Biological process (GO): protein folding
Cellular component (GO): chaperonin-containing T-complex
Molecular function (GO): ATP hydrolysis activity; ATP-dependent protein folding chaperone; ATP binding
Source: RefSeq, a predicted model, not a curated record